This is a messenger RNA of Diorhabda carinulata, 676 nucleotides long. RefSeq lists its product as uncharacterized. The coding region runs from base 103 to 615 and encodes 170 amino acids. Lineage: Eukaryota; Metazoa; Arthropoda; Insecta; Coleoptera; Chrysomelidae. The record is from RefSeq and is a predicted model, not a curated record. The transcript has 4 exons.
CAACUUUUUUAACACGUAAUAACGCUCGGUUGUCCAAAUUUAAAAGUCAAACUACUGUCAUCAAUUGUAUGUCAAAAGGUUAAUUUUGUUAUUAAAUAAAUAAUGGAAUUCAAAAAACGCACAAUUUAUUUGACAAUAAGAUAUUUAGACGAUUCCACUGAUAAUCCUAAUACGGUGAAGAAGAUUAUCGAAGUGUCUCCACAUACAGAUCCGAAUAAUUUAAAAACAGAAUUAUACAAAAUUUGUAAUAUUUCUAAUGAAAAAGUGAUGAAAAUACGUAAUGGUGAAGGCGAUUUAGUACCAAUAUCGUUUUUAGCUGAUCCUGAUAUACCAGACAAAUACUUUCAACUUGACAUUACGAAUGUGUCAUAUAUUGAUAGACCCGCGGCGAGUCUCCUACAAGACGCUUACGUCGACGCAGUUCAACAAAAGAUCAGAACUUUGGAAAGUCGUAUAGCACAAUCCGAAUUACUUCUACCCCAAUUGGAAUGGCGCAGACAAGCCUACAUGGAAGAUACCGUGAAUGGUUUACUUUAUAAAGUUGGAUUUUUGAACAGGAGAUUCGACGAAUUGUUACCCCAAUGUAGACCUAAACACACCGAAACAAUGGCUUAAAUCAAGAAAUAUUUCAUGUAAUCUUCAAUGAUUUUAAUAAAGUCGAUUUUUUUUAUAUAAA